AACCCUUACAUAAAUAAAGGGGUUUCUCAAAAGAUAAAAUCCGUAAAAAGUAUCACUAUACGGCGGAUGUACGUAGUUGAACAAAUUUAAUUUGUUGUAUAGGGUAUAGCAAAAUUCAAGGGAGCCCUAAAACAGGGUGCUUCAAAGAAAAAGAAUCCAUAUGUUUGGGGCUUUGGCGGGCAAUUGUCUCCACUCUCCACUCUCCACUCUUCACUCUCAUCCAAUCCAGUUUCCAGGAGAAUUGAUUUCAAUCGGCUUUCUGGUUAAAUUCAUCUUUGAAGGCUCUUGUAUGCAUAUAUCAUAAUAAGAGAAAAGGAAUGUUGCUAUGAAUUAAUGGCGUGUUUUCAUUCUAUGAAUCUUCGCACUCCUUGCUUAUGGACGAGUCUACCUUGCAUUCGGAGACACUUCUCAAGGAAUCUGAAGGAUGGAAAUAAAUUAUUGAGUUUUAACAGAUUAUAUGUGAUCCGCCCUUCACCAUUUCAAACCCUGAAGCAGUACUGUAGCUUAUCUGGUAACUUAAGUUCUACUGUACCUGGUGAUCAUCCAAUUCCCCAUGGGAAUGCAGUGAUUUCUUCGAAAAAGGAACAAAUAUUUCACCAAGAGGCAGCUCUAGGGAGAGCCAACCUUCAAGAAACUGUGGUGAAUGCUAAAUCCUCAAAUGGUAGAGUAAUGCUUAUUGAUGGCACAUCAGUCAUUUAUAGGGCCUACUACAAACUUCUAGCAAAACUGCACCAUGGGUACCUAUCACAUGCUGAUGGCAACGGUGACUGGGUUUUAACUAUAUUUACAGCUUUAUCACUUAUAAUUGAUGUUCUGGAAUUUGUUCCUUCACAUGUAGCGGUGGUGUUUGACCAUGAUGGAAUUCCAUUUGGUCAUACAUCUAUUUCUUCAAAAGAAAAUGUCAUGGGAAAAGGUUUAAAUUUUCGUCAUACUCUGUUUCCUUCAUACAAGAGCAACCGCCCUCCUACACCGGAUACCAUAGUGCAGGGACUUCAAUAUUUGAAGGCAUCCAUCAAAGCUAUGUCCAUUAAGGUGAUAGAGGUACCUGGUGUAGAAGCUGAUGAUGUGAUUGGGACACUGGCUGCAAGGAGUGUUGAUGAAGGGUUUAAGGUUCGAGUUGUCUCCCCAGACAAGGAUUUCUUUCAGAUCCUAUGUCCUUCAUUACGCCUACUACGAAUUGCACCACGUGGCUAUGAGAUGGUUUCAUUUGGAAUGGAGGAUUUCUCAAAAAGAUAUGGAGAUCUGAAACCUUCUCAGUUUGUUGAUGUAGUCUCUCUUGUGGGUGAUAGAUGUGAUAAUAUCCCAGGAGUUGAUGGAAUUGGGAAUGUCCAUGCUGUUCAACUUAUCACUAAGUUUGGCACAUUGGAGAAUUUACUGAAGUGUGUUGAUGAAGUUGAAGUGGACCACAUCAGGAAGGCCUUGAUAGCAAAUGCUGAUCAAGCCGUCUUAAGCAAAAACUUGGCAAUGCUGAGAUGUGAUCUUCCAUUCUAUAUGGUACCAUUUUCCACCAGAGAUCUCACAUUUAAUAAACCCGAGGACAAUGGGGAGAAAUUCACGAGCCUUUUGAAUGCCAUAAGUGCAUAUGCAGAAGGAUUCUCAGCUGAUCCAAUUAUCAGAAGAGCGUUCUAUUUGUGGAAGAAGCUCGAACCACCUUGAUUUUUGAGAUUCAAGUUAUCAAGGGAAAGAGGGCCAAGAAAAUGGCACUUUUUCUUUUGUUUGGUUGAGUGUAUAGAACUGCAAAAACAGGAAGAAUUAAAGUGAGCUUAGAAUUUAAUUCAACUAUUAAUGUAAUUAUUCAUAAGAUAUUAAUUUAAUAAAUUUAGAAUUUUAAUUUCUAUA
Gossypium raimondii (Peruvian cotton) is the source of this 1839-nucleotide messenger RNA. RefSeq lists its product as uncharacterized. The coding region runs from base 334 to 1656 and encodes 440 amino acids. Gene Ontology annotation, molecular function: DNA binding; 5'-flap endonuclease activity. The record is from RefSeq and is a predicted model, not a curated record. Gene Ontology annotation, biological process: DNA replication, Okazaki fragment processing. NCBI's taxonomy places the organism in Eukaryota, Viridiplantae, Streptophyta, Magnoliopsida, Malvales, Malvaceae. The transcript is spliced from 16 exons.